Saccostrea cuccullata (small rock oyster) is the source of this 813-nucleotide messenger RNA. Its product is annotated as protein sll1483-like. NCBI's taxonomy places the organism in Eukaryota, Metazoa, Mollusca, Bivalvia, Ostreida, Ostreidae. The annotation marks the transcript as partial. Gene Ontology annotation, molecular function: cell adhesion molecule binding. The transcript is spliced from 5 exons. The record is from RefSeq and is a predicted model, not a curated record. Gene Ontology annotation, biological process: extracellular matrix organization; cell adhesion. Gene Ontology annotation, cellular component: extracellular matrix.
CAAGACUCAUUGUUCAUGUUGUUAGUUGAGUAAACCCGUGCUGUAGUAAGAUGAAAUCCUUGGUGCUGUUAUGUUUGGUUGCUUCUGCUGUAUGCCAGCAAGGCAACAUCGUGCAGGUUGCUCAGCAACUUGGUGCAACAACUCUGCUGCAGUUAGCCACGGAAGCGGGUUUGGCAGACACUUUGGCCAAUGGAGGUCCUUUCACCGUGUUUGCGCCAACCAAUGACGCCUUUGCCAAGCUUCCACCAGAAGUAUUGGACUUCUUAAAGAAGAACAAGGAGGCCCUCGUGGCGGUCCUGAAAUACCACGUUCUCAGUGGCAAGACUUACUCAAGUCAGCUCAAGAACGAGCUGGUGGUACCAACACUAGACCCCAAACUGAACUGUAGAAUUAACAUCUACCAAAAAGGCAAGGUGGUAACAGCAGACGGUAGCCCGAUCAUUAAAGUGGACCAGAACGCCACUAAUGGUGUUAUCCACGUGAUAAGCCGUGUGGAGUACCCCAUCCCCGUCACAAACGUGGUCAAGCUGGCCCAGCAGGACCAGCAACUAAGGACAUUGGUAAAGGCCGUGGUGGCAGCCGGACUGGUCGACACUCUCUCAGGCCCAGGACCAUUUACAGUGUUCGCGCCAACAGACAAAGCAUUUGCAGCCCUUCCUCCAGGAACACUGGACAACCUUCUCAAGAACAAAACAGCACUUACAGACAUACUAACUUACCACGUGGUUAGCGGAACUUACUUCAGUGCUGGACUCACUUCCGGGCCUGUUCCAACUGUCGAGGGUAAAAAUGUCAACAUUGUUGUUGGACAAG